Messenger RNA from Rhododendron vialii, 1306 nucleotides. RefSeq lists its product as uncharacterized. The coding region runs from base 117 to 1133 and encodes 338 amino acids. The transcript has 2 exons. The record is from RefSeq and is a predicted model, not a curated record. NCBI's taxonomy places the organism in Eukaryota, Viridiplantae, Streptophyta, Magnoliopsida, Ericales, Ericaceae.
UAAUCCAACAGACCAGAGGCUUAGGAAAAACCACUUGAGGUAGACGAUAAAAAAAACCAGCAGAGAGAUAGUACUGUCUUAUGCCAUCUUCCUAAUUUAUCUCCAUUGGAGUAGUCAUGAUGGUCUUAAGCAACAAUUGCUUUCUGAUCGUUCUGCUUCUCUUUGUAUCAGCUGGUGCAGCACAAAAGGUAGAGUAUACUACCUGCGUGAAUCACGGCAGCCCGUGCCUAUACAAAAAGCUUCUGUGCCCGUCGGAGUGCCCGAGCCCGUAUCCCUCUGACCCGCAAGCUAAAGUUUGUUAUGUCAACUGCGAUUCGCCUCUCUGCCAAACUGAGUGUAAAAAUAGGAAACCAAAUUGCAAUACCCCUGGAGCAGCGUGCCUGGACCCGCGGUUCAUUGGCGCAGAUGGCACUGUGUUCUACUUCCAUGGAAAAAGCAACGAGCAUUUCAGCUUGGUUUCAGAUCUCAAUUUGCAAAUCAACGCUCGCUUCAUCGGCCUAAGGCCAGCGGGUAGACCUAGGGACUACACGUGGAUUCAAGCACUAGGAAUACUUCUCGGCUCUCAAAGUUUCUCUAUUGAGGCUAACAAAGCAGCGACAUGGGAUGACGAAAUCGACCACCUAAAAUUCUCAUACAAUGGCAAAGAGCUAGUCAUACCCGAAACCUACCCAUCUUUGUGGGUGUCCAAACAAAACGAGGUAAAAGUAGAAAGGACGUCGAGGAAAAAUAGUGUUUUAGUUACUCUACCGAAAGUUGCAGAAAUUUCAAUCCAUGUGGUGCCUGUGACUAAGGAAGAUGACAGAAUCCAUAGCUACCAGAUACCUUUGGACGAUUGCUUUGCUCACUUGGAGGUGCAGUUCAAAUUCUACGGCCUUUCCCCAAAGGUUGAAGGCGUGCUUGGCCGGACUUACCAGCCAGAUUUCAAGAAUCCGGCAAAGCCAGGCGUUGCAAUGCCUGUGGUAGGAGGUGAAAACAAAUAUAGGACCACGUCGCUUCUAUCUUCAGAUUGUGGUUCUUGUGUGUUUUCUCCUGGUGGGGUUCUCAACAAGGAUGAAUCACUAGUUAUGGAUUUUGGCUCGCUAGAUUGCACAAGCGGGGCUAGCACUGGGAAUGGAAUUGUUUGCAGGAAAUGAGUAGCUAACUAUGCUUUUUUCUCCUGGAAUUCCGGGUGUUUUGAUUGAUUAAUGAUUGAAUGUUGCUUUCUAGGGAGUGAUGAGUACUUAUGUUUUAUCCUUGAGUAAUGCAAUUUCAAUUAUUUUGGAAGCUCGAACAAUGUGGCUUUUAAUUCUUUUGCAUGGUUGUUCAA